AUGUUUGUCCUAGUCCGAUGGGAACCUAUAGUUCAUGAUGAUUACCCAUGGGAGAUGACCUUCUGGACACAGCUCUCGGGUAUUCCACUACAUCUAUGGACCGAGACCAACCUCAGGAGCAUUGGAGACAAGCUGGGGCACAUCCAUGAAGUCAAUGUGGAUGAAGGCAAACUACUACUCUCCAUUGACAGUAGAAAGCCCCUGAAAUUCACAAGAAAGAUCCGAUGCCAUAACGGAGACGAAGCUACAAUACAGAUCAAGUACGACAGGCUGUUCAAAUUCUGCUCACAUUGUGGAUUCAUGACACAUGAGGUCCAGUCUUGUCCUAUUAAGGAAGAAGAAAUCAAUGCUCAGAGACAGUCUACCCGCCAAGGAAUUUUCUCUCGACUUCAAGCUGGACCGAGCCAGACCAAUACACACAGCGAACGCCAUCUGGAACGUCAAGAAGAACGCCACAGUGAACGCAACAAAGGAACGCCAAGGUCAAGCUACAAUGAAGAGGAACGAAUCCCUAACAGAAACAUGUUGGUGCGACAGGCAAACCGAAGCUCCUCAUACCCCAAGGACAAUGGACGACGGGAGGAGUUAGUCCACAGAUCGAGACACUCUUCAAGAGAGAAUCGGGGAGGCACCUCUUACCAUAGAGAGUCAAACCACAGGGGUACAUAUCCCAAGGAUAACCGCUUGUCACACGGAGUUCCUUACCGUCGUAAGGAACAAGAAGACCAUCGAUCCUCGUGGAUCAAACGCAAUCAAACAAGACCAGAGGAAAACCGUGAAGGGAUAAUCAAGGAAGGACAUCAGAUCGAGGAAAAAAGGCCAGGAACAGAUAAGGAACCCCAAGGAGAAAAGGCACAACCUCUUAAGAGCCACCUUUCCAAAGCGCCACCCAUCGUGAAUGAACCAACCAGAAAAGAUGGAAUCUCAGAGGAAGUCCAAUCUCACCUUUGUGAGGCAGGAAGAAACAUAACCUUACAAACAGACAAAGAGGUCACCCACAUCAUACCACCUGAUGAGAACCAGUUUCCUUCUCUUAUGGAGGAAGACCAAAACCCAAAAUCGUCAAAUGAUGACAUCAUGAUUGGAGCUCUCCAAGAUGAGGAAAAUGACGAGCAAGGAGUGAACGAGGAAAAUGGAGAUAAUGAAGACUUGUUGGAUGAUGAUUUUCUAGGAGAAGACUUAGAGUGGAUGGAAUCUGAGAAGAGGCAAUCUGAGGAAAAGCAAUCAUCCAACGCUCCGAGUGGCUCACAUGAGGACAGCCUCAACGAGACCAUCACAGCCUUCAAAGCCAAAGUAAAGUCUAAAGGGCAAAGGAACCAAGAGAGCACAAGGAAUCUCAAAAAGCGGCAACCACAAAGAAGCUUCCUAGGAACCUAUUCCCGUCAGGCAGCCUCGCGAAGAAGGCAGGAAUCCUCCGUCGAGGGUCUCCACGUAAACGCAGCAUCCCAAACAACACAUCAACCUCAGCCCCCAAGGAGGUACCUCCCUUGA
Messenger RNA from Microthlaspi erraticum, 1491 nucleotides. The record is from the annotation of a GenBank genome assembly. Lineage: Eukaryota; Viridiplantae; Streptophyta; Magnoliopsida; Brassicales; Brassicaceae.